UUGAAUGAGUUGAAGUCAUGCAUCGAUUCACAUGAACCAGCUAGCUUGUCUUACCAAGCUCCACGCAGUCGAACAGGCCAAAGAGGGAGACCAUCUAUUAAUGUCACCAGAGCUCAGAUACAAGUGCUCCAAAGACAGGGUUUUACCAUUAAAGCAAUGGCCAGGAACAUGGGUUGUUCAUCCUCCUAUCUGUACAAAAAAUCCAUAUUGUUGGGUAUAUCUUUGCGUCAUCGAUUCAGAACUAUUGGCGAUGAUGAGCUUGAGCAACACAUAAGCAGACUACACCAACAGUGUCCACAAUCAGGCAUAACGAUGAUGCAGGGAUACCUUCGGGCUGAGGGGAUAACGGUUCAAAGAAGACGGGUUCGUGAGAUGCUGACCAGGGUGGACCCAGCUGCAGCAGCCCAGAGGUGGAGCAACGUUGUUGCAAGACGCAGUUAUCAUGUGCCAUUUCCAAACAGUUUAUGGCACAUAGAUGGCCACAUGCGUCUCAUACGAUGGGGGUUUGUGACCCACGCUGGAAUUGAUGGUCGUUCUCGUGUGAUCACGUUCCUGAGAUGCAGUACAAACAACACUGCUACAACUGUGCUUUCACAUUUUGUCAGAGCCACUUGUCAAUAUGGAGUCCCAUCAAGAGUGAGGUCAGAUUGUGGAGGUGAAAACACUUUGGUUGCACUGCUAAUGACUUUGUUAAAUGGACAGGGUCGUGGUAGCCACAUCACUGGCAGAUCGGUUCAUAACCAGCGGGUUGAACGUCAUUGGAGAGAUGUGUUCAUCCAGGUCAUCCACAGUUUCUACAAUCUCUUUUACUCUUUUGAGGAAGACCUAAUUUUGGAUCCAAAUGACCACAUCCAUAGGUUUUCACUGCACAAGACAUACCUGCCUGAAAUCCAAAAUAGAUUGGAUUGUUUCAGAGUUGCAUGGAACAGUCACAGUCUACGCACAGAGCACAACUGCACACCCAAUCAAAUCUGGAUGGAUGGCAUGCUUGGAAACAUUCACCAAAAUGCCACAGCUGUGCAGAGAGUCUUUGGGGAGGAUCCGUACACAGAGGAAAGCUUGGAAACGAUGUUGGGAAGACAUGAUAUUCAGCUACCUCGGUUGCAAGCUGAAGCUGAUAAUGAUGACCUAGACCGGGCUGUCAUCGUAGAACCACCUCCGGUUGCUCUGACGCCUGAACAAGAGCAGGCUCUUCAGGAUGCCUUGACGGGGAUCACAGAUUUAAAACCGAGGUAUCAAAGCUGCUGUAGAGUUUUGAGUGAAUUUGGCAUUGGACAGUGA
Molecule: messenger RNA, 1281 nt
Organism: Hypomesus transpacificus
Lineage: Eukaryota; Metazoa; Chordata; Actinopteri; Osmeriformes; Osmeridae
Exons: 4
Coding region: 157-1281 (374 amino acids)
Molecular function (GO): nucleic acid binding
Source: RefSeq, a predicted model, not a curated record